AUGGUUUACGCUGUCCCAGACUCUUACUACGUCUAUAGCCCUACGAAGGGCGUCUCCAUUGUCUUCGCUGUCUUGUUCACUAUCUCCGGCGUCCUGCAUAUCUGGCAAAACAACGUCAAGUACCGCUCCUGGCGCAUCGGCUUCCUCUUGCCCUGGGCGGCCCUCCUCUUUACCGCAGGAUUCUCUCUUCGAGAGUACGGCGCCUAUCAUCCCAACCAGAUCGGCGAGUACAUCGCCAGCCAAGUCCUCCUCUUCGUUGCUCCACCUGUCUAUCAGGGCGCCAACUACUUUAUCUUCGGACGCGCGCUUUACUAUCUCCCAUACCUCUCCCCUAUCCAUCCAGGUCGUGUGACGAACUGGACCACCUUUGUCGCGCUCGACACGAUUGACGGAAUCCUGGCCGGGAAUGGAGCCGCCCUAGCUGCCAACCAGGAGAAUCCAGCUUCCAAGAUACACAUUGGCAUCAUCCUGGUCAAAGUCUCUCUUUUCCUCCUUUUGGUCAUGUUCCUCGGCUUUGUCACGCUGAUCGUCAACUUCCACCGACGCGCCGUCGACCACGGCGUCUUCAACCGCAAGAUCCGCAUCGUCAUCUACACCAUGUACGCGUCCUCGCUCCUGAUCCUGCUGCGCAACUGCUUCCGAACCGCUACAUUCUUCUACUCCUACAAUAGCGUCGCCAACGGCGAGGAAUGGCCUUUUUGGGUCUUUGAAGCCCUUCCCAUGCUGUGCAACUCUAUCAUGCUGAAUGUCUGGCCUCCAGCCAAGUAUCUGCCAGCCAAUCACAAGGUCUACCUGGCCAUAGAUGGGAAGACGGAGCUAGUUGGGCCUGGCAUGGUAGACAAACGGCCGUUCCUGGCCUCGUUGUUCGACCCCUUCGACCUCAUCGGACUGUUCAGAGGAAAGGAUAACAAGAAUCGCUUUUGGGAGACAGACGGUAUCGGUGGACCUAAGGCGAAUGGCGACGCUAUGGACACUGGUGCACCUGAGGUGGAGGAAGCAAGGGUCAAAGGUAAUGGCAUCUAG
This is a messenger RNA of Cyphellophora europaea CBS 101466, 1023 nucleotides long. RefSeq lists its product as uncharacterized. The transcript has 4 exons. Gene Ontology annotation, cellular component: membrane. The record is from RefSeq and is a predicted model, not a curated record. Lineage: Eukaryota; Fungi; Ascomycota; Eurotiomycetes; Chaetothyriales; Cyphellophoraceae. The coding region runs from base 1 to 1023 and encodes 340 amino acids.